GGCACAGUCUUAAGUUUAUUAGUUUCCCGGUCGGUUAUCGUCGCGGACGAUAAAAACAGACAAUCUUAUUUGUUCUGUAUCUCUGCCGUACCUGCCAAUACGCGGGUGAUAAGUUGCUCAUUAGCCGUUAGUGGCAAACUCACACACAAACACACACAUAAGCUCUCUCUCUCUCUCUCUUUCCGCUUGGUACCGCUGUGAACGCCCCAAAAAUUGUGCACCUACUACCUGGUUUAUUUCGUCACGCUCACGCCGGUGCCGUUUGGUAUCAUUUAUUACGUUUUUGUGCGCUGUGCGCUUGCAAAUGAACACAAAAUAGCAGACUGCUGGAACACAUUGCGCACAUUUUGCACAAACUCUUGCGUAGAGCUGUGAGCCAUUACUGUCGUUGGAAGUCUUCAGGGUGAUAUUCGCAACUCUGUGUAGAUAUUAGUAUCUUCGCGUUGUGUAUGUGUCUUCAGACCCAUGGAAGAGUACUUGCUAUUCCCAGGCUCAUCAAGCGUACUUGCCUGGUUGGUUUUCAAUACCGUUUGGUGGUUCUUCAUAAUUCCCGAGGUUCUUCAUAUUGCUCUGCCUAAUCAGUAAAAUACAUUUCAACAUCUUGGGCGUCAUCAAAGCUUUCUAUGCCUGACUAUAAGAAUUUGUAUGUAUCUUCAUGCCCUUCAAGAGCAAUUUAGAUGUCUGUCAUCAAUAACUUUUCUUGAUUAACAAUAAGAGAUCAAAUCUCAUCAUCUUGCUAUGCCUGGCUUUCGGAACAUGCUUGUUUCCAGGAACUUUGCUAUGUCUUCAGAAUUUGAAUGGUUCAUCUUCUUAUUAUACCAUUUCCACGAGUAAGAACGUUUCAACAUCUUGGGCCUCAUCAACGCUUGCUAUGCCGGACUUUAACAAUUUGUAUGCAUCUCCCUCUCCAAGAGCAUGCUUGUUUCCAGGAACUUUACUAUACCUACAGAAUUCCCGAGGCUCAUCAUCAUGCUCUGACUAAUGAGUAAGAAACGUUUUAACAUCUAGGGCCUAACCAAAGCUUGCUAUGCCCGACUAUAAGAACUUGUAUGUAUCUUCAGGCCCUGCAAGAGCAAUUUAUAUGUCUGUUAUCAAUAAUUUGUCUUGAUGGACAAUUAGACAUCAAAGCUCAGCAUCUUGCUAUGCCUGGCUUUUAAGAACUUUUGUGUCAGGCCCAUCAAGAGUACUUGCUAUGCUUGUUUCCAUGAACUUUGCUUUGUCUUCAGAAUUCCCGAUGAUCAUCACCUUGCUCUGCCUAAUGUGUAAGGAACGUUUCAACAUCUUGGGCCUCAUCAAAGUUUGCUAUGCCUGACUGUAAGAACUUGUAUGUAUCUUCAGGCCCUUGAAGAGCAUGCUUGUUUCCAUGAACUUUGCUUUGUCUUCAGAAUUCCCGAGGUUCAUUAUCCCGCUCUGCCUAAUGAGUAAGAAACGUUUCAACAUCUUGGACCUCAUCAAAGCUUGUCUGGCUAUAAGAACUUGUAUAUAUCUUCAGGCUCUUCAAAAGUAAUUUCUGUGUUUGUCAUCAAUAACUUUUCUUGACAGACAAUAAGAGAUCAAAGCUCAGCAUCUUGCUAUGCUUGAAGUUGAAAAAAACGUGUCAAGAACAUCUUAGUCCUUAGAUCCUAUCGGCCCUCAACCGGAUGUUAAAAAUAAAGCAUAAUCGUUACCUCCUGAAAGGGCAUUGCAUAUGGAGCUAACGAAACAUCUGCCACCGAAUUAGGCCACAUCUGUAACAUCUAAUACUGUGGAGUUGGAUCCAAUAGGAUUGCCAGCCUGGAACAUCGCGGAAAUGGUGCUGUGAAGAAAGUAUCUCCUUCUCCGGUCGAUCCUUAGGUGCGCGUGUCCGAAGAGCUGCGUAGUUCGGGGUGCCGUGUUAGUACAGCAUGCGACUGUUGUACCGCUGCUCAUCCUGAUAAUCCCUGCGCCCCACAAAUGCCAUACGCCGCCUGCUUGCUUGCAAAGGGGUGAGCUAAGGCCCCCACGAAACGAUGGCUCAUCGUUUCCGCACGCUAGAGAGACAACCCACCACCCCAAACACGGCACAGACAGAAUUCCGGGGAAAAAAAGAUUAGUUUGUUUCCUGGGCAAUGGGCACUAUACUCCCCCCCCACCGAAAGGGUCGUGUUUGUUGCACCGUGUGCCCUGUCCGGCACAAACAGAAGGCGAAGGUGGAGCCCGGUUAUCGUUGUUGCUAAUUUCGCACUUGCGGGGCCUUUUAUUGCCGGGUGUUUAUCAGGCGCAGCGGAACGGCCCGGAUAAUUUGAGAGUCAGCUAGCGGAGGGCGCUCGGAGAAGGGUGGCUGACUUCAUUCACCUCGCCGGUUUCUCGAAUUUCUCGCCGGCCAGGUUUUAUGGCAACGCUGCGCUGUGCGGCCCGGGGGCGCGUGAUAAACAGGUGCUGAUGUUAUCCCUAUAAAAACUACAUCCGAUAUGUACGACGGAAUUCAGUGCAGCGCGAACAGACAACCGAUACGCACAGGUUCCGCGGCAGGAAGGCGGUUUUCGAUUUUGAAGUGAGCUAGCGUGUGUGUGUGCCAAGUGAGAGAGGGCGGAAAGAACAAAUAAAAAAAAUAGAUAGAACGAUGCGUCAUUCGCUGAUGCCGACAGUGAUUGGGACAAUUUUGCUGGUGGUGGCGCCGCUGCUAGCCCACACGCAGGAGCUGGCGGCAGUGAGUGGUGCAGCAGUGCGGUGCGAAACGGUCGGCUCGCUUCCGGCCGACGAGACGGACCGGUGCAGUGGCGCCUACUAUCGCUGUGAGCUGCGGCCAACGGACAGCGUGCCAGUUCCGGUCGCUGCGCAAUGUUCCGUCGGACGCGUGUACUCGCGCGAAGCGCGCCAGUGCGUGGACGCGGCGACGGUCGGGUGUAGCGGCAUUGCGUUUGCCGGCCCGCGUGACGUCGGCUUCCAGUGUACGUCCAGCGGUAGGUUUCCCGAUCUGGACGCGCCCGACUGCAAGGCGUACUUUCUGUGCACGAAGAACACGGACGGUUCGCUGAUACCGGCCCGGGUGACCUGCCCGGGGACGACCAUCUUUUCGCCGGAAAAGAUGUCGUGCGUUUCGUCGCCGCCCAAUGUGUGCCCGCAGGCAUCGACGGCGGCGCCGCCGCCGAGCACACCCGUCACGCCCGGACCGUUCGUGUGUCCCGGCGAGGGCCGGUACGCGAACGAACAGUCGCCCGACUGCCAGACGUACUACCUCUGCCUGUACUCUGGCAGCAGCCUGGUGGCGCAGCUGGCGCGGUGCGCCUCUUCCAUGGUGUUCUCUCCGGCUGAGGGCAGUUGCGUUUCCUCCGACCAGUACAGCUGCCCGAAUCUGGUGACGCCGUCACCGACAGUCCCGACGACGACUUCAACGACGUCGCAAUCAACGCCUGAGCCAUCAACGAAUAUCCCGCUGACGACGCCAGGUUCUGCAACUCCUGAGCCAACGCCCGAACUUUCAACGAAUAUCCCGCUGACGACGCCAGGUUCUGCAACUCCUGAGCCAACGCCUGAGCUAUCAACAAUUAUUCCGCUGACGACACCAGGUUCUGCAACUCCUGAGCCAACGCCUGAGCCAUCAACGAUCAUCCCGCUGACGACGCCAGGUUCUGCAACUCCUAAGCCAACGCCUGAGCCAUCAACGAUCAUCCCGCUGACGACGCCAGGUUCUGCAACUCCUAAGCCAACGCCUGAGCCAUCAACGAUCAUCCCGCUGACGACACCAGGUUCUGCAACUCCUGAGCCAACGCCCGAACCAUCAACGAAUAUCCCGCUGACUACGCCAGGCUCUACAACUCCUAAGCCAACGCCUGAGCCAUCAACGAUCAUCCCGCUGACGACGCCAGGCUCUGCAACUUCUGAAGUGACGCCCGAACUUACAACAAACAUUCCCCUUACUACACCAGGUACGGCGUCAUCCUCAACUGUUGAGUUAACACCUGAGCCAACAACAAACAUUCCGCUAACAACGCCAGGCCCAAGCUCGACUUCAACAACUCCUGAGGCCACAACGAACAUCCCGCUGACGACACCAGGCACUGGAACUGCCUCAACCACCAACUUGCCACAAACAACGCCCGGUGAAGGCCCAUCUCCGACAACUCCUGCACCAACUGCCGCGCCAACGACUGCCAUCCCGUUGACCACGCCGGGUGCAGUCACGACAACUACACCGUCCGUGCCGGUACCGACCACAACAGCAACGCCUGAGCCACGGACGGACCUCCCGCUGACUACGACGCCGGGUCUGGAACCGUCCUCAACGACGACUGAUGCCGCCACCGCCACGACCACCGACAGUGUGGACGGGACGGAUACGACCGACCGAUCCGACGCUACCGACGGCGCAACGAACACAUUGCCCACCACCACCACCACCACGUCCGGCGCGUUCCAGUGCCCGAACGAGGGCCGCUUUCCGAGCCCGGACGCUACCGGCUGCGAAUCGUACGUGCUGUGCGUGCGCAACAGCCUCGGCACGCUGACGCCGCUCCAGUUCACCUGCCCGCCGACCACCAUCUUUUCGCCGACCCGCGCCAUGUGCGUGACGGCGGCCCUGCACACGUGCGGCCAGGAGACGACCAGCGUCGCGCCACCGGCCACGACGACCACGACCGUACCGCCGCCGCCACCACCGACGCCCACCCCGUUCCAGUGUCCGGACGUGGGCCGCUUCCCGAACCCCGACUCGCUCUACUGCAAGUCCUACUACCUCUGCCUGUACAGCCUGGCCGACGGCAACACGAAUCUGAUCAGUGUGGAGCUGAGCUGCCCCACUGGCGCCAUUUUUGCCACGGACGCGAGCCGCUGCGUCAAGGAGGAGGGUUACCGGUGUGGGGUGGGCGGCGGCGCUACCACUGCCGGUCCGGAGACGACCACGACGGCGGCGGCGACGACGACGACGACGACGACGACAACCACCACCACCACUACGACCCCUGCGCCUACGACGACCACGCUCGGGCUGGAGGGUGCGUGCCGGACGGCCGGCAAGUUCCCGACCGGGGUCGACUGCCGCUCGUACCAGUUCUGCGUCCAGCUGCCGUCCGGCGAGCUGGUCGAGUUUAUCUUCCAGUGCCCGGGCACCACGCAGUACGACGAGCAGAAGCGGGCGUGCUCGGACCGCUACGUGUGCACCCGCGGCCUGAUGUGAUGGACACUUCCCCAUUCAUCUCCCUCCUCGUCCUCCCCAAUUGGUGACACGCUGUUGUAAUUAGGUGUUUAGCUGUUUUUUUUUGUUUUGUUUCUUCUGUGCUGUGCUUUCGCUGCGCACCCCUAGGUGACCUGGUUUGAGUAAUAAAUUAUUUUAUGCUGUGCAA
Messenger RNA from Anopheles coluzzii, 5300 nucleotides. Its product is annotated as mucin-2-like. The record is from RefSeq and is a predicted model, not a curated record. Gene Ontology annotation, molecular function: chitin binding. Gene Ontology annotation, cellular component: extracellular region. Bases 2582 to 5134 code for a protein of 850 amino acids. NCBI's taxonomy places the organism in Eukaryota, Metazoa, Arthropoda, Insecta, Diptera, Culicidae. The transcript is spliced from 2 exons.